Messenger RNA from Parnassius apollo (apollo), 1230 nucleotides. The record is from the annotation of a GenBank genome assembly. Lineage: Eukaryota; Metazoa; Arthropoda; Insecta; Lepidoptera; Papilionidae.
AUGACGCCAGCAACAAAAAAGGCUAAAACAAUAAAUGACUUUUUUCAUGUGAAGGAAGAAGAUGACUUAGAUACUAUACUUGCGAAAAUGACAGCAGUAGAUGGUGUACCAUUUAAAAUAUUCUGUUCUUCGGAAUCAAUGAGAAAGCUAUUUGGAAAAGCUGCUUACAAAGAUUUGCCUAAAUCACCAAAUACAAUAAAGAAAAAGGUUCUGAAUAAAAGUGAGCUACUGAAAAAAGAAUGCGCUGUCCUGGACGUGCUAUACAAAGCUGAUAACACAGAAGGUAACACCGGCAUCACUGUUAACAGACCUUGCGAUAGCUCUGACUCUGAGGACGAAAGUGAUAUAGAGAACGAAGAUAAAAAUCGUUUUGUCACCGAAGCUGACCCCAGUGGGGUCAUUCCCAAGCUGGUUUAUAAAGAAUUGAUAACUAAAGUCCGGAAAAUAGUAAAAUUUCUCAAAGGUUCGCCUACUCGCAUGGAUAUACUCAAUUCUUACCUGGAGUCCAAAUCUAAAGACACGACACUGAUCCUCGAUUGCAAGACUCGUUGGAGCAGCCUUGCUGAUAUGAUAGCAAGAUUUCUAGAAUUCAAAGACGCAAUUGAAAAGACAUUAAUUGAUCUCAAAGAGAAGACUACCUUUUCAGAUACUGAAAUAUUAAUUUUGAAAGAUAUGUCUAGUUCUCUCAAUUUCAUAAAGGCCAUAGUUGAAGAACUUUGCGAGCGAAAAUCAAACUUACUAAUCGCAGAAAUUGCACUUCAAUUCAUGAUGGAAAAAUUGGCGAUGAAUCCAGACGUUAUUAGUGGCCAGCUUAAAGAAGCUUUAAAUAGAAGAAUCUUGCAGAGGAGAAACGCUACACUGGUAAGUACGUUACAGUACUUACAUAAUCCUACAAAAUAUUAUGACGAAAGGAAUACUCCUCAUGCAUUUUCAAAGGAAUCCCAUGCGGAAAUAAUAGCCUUAAUUGUAAAAAUCAAUGAGACUUAUUUUUGCAAAGAUAAAGCUGCUACAACUGUCUUUGAAGCUGAAGAUGGCCUGCCUUUAAGAGAAAUACAAAGACAGCAGCGCCUUGAAGAUGAGAGGGAACAGGAGACAGCCAAGACAUUCAAGGAACAGUUAAAGACAAAAGUUAAUGAAUCCUUGCACAAUACUGCUGAGGUGAAAAACCUUUUUCGUGUCGUGUCUGUCAAUAUAGAUGUAUUACAAAAGGUGGUUUGCAAAGUCAUAUGA